Messenger RNA from Photinus pyralis (common eastern firefly), 4448 nucleotides. RefSeq names its product KAT8 regulatory NSL complex subunit 1-like. Gene Ontology annotation, cellular component: NSL complex. The transcript is spliced from 7 exons. The record is from RefSeq and is a predicted model, not a curated record. Gene Ontology annotation, molecular function: histone acetyltransferase binding. NCBI's taxonomy places the organism in Eukaryota, Metazoa, Arthropoda, Insecta, Coleoptera, Lampyridae. Bases 366 to 3416 code for a protein of 1016 amino acids.
GUUGUUUUGCAUCGAGGAAAUUUUACCGGUAGUGAAAAUACGUUUCUACGAUUGUUUGAAUGUUUACAGGACGUUUGAAUAAUGUAAUUGAAUGGCGUAGUCGAUAAGUGUUAGUAACGCGUUUGGUCUAUUCAGCGCCGCCGUCGUUUGCACUGUUCAUUGUAGAAAUGGUGGUAUGCGUUGUUCAACUGUUCUAGCUCGAGUCGCCAUUGUUGAGUAGUAUCCUAUUUAAAAAAUCUUCACCUCUCGCAAUUUGUUUAUCUUAGAUAACACCGUUUUUGAAAAUCGAGUGCUUAUUUUAGCGAUUUAGGAGGAUAUUAUACUGUAAAAGUGAUGAGAAGUGGAAUUGAUUGAACACUGAAUGAAUGGGAUUGAGUACAGCCUCGGUGAGGCAUCCCCAUGUCAUGGUGAUGGCCCCGGCAUUAACGAAAACCACACAGUCGCAAAGUUUUAAAAUACCCCCCAGCAGCCCGACGACGCAACCCACAACCACCUUGCAUACAAACAGAGAUGUGCUUGACGUUUAUCAAUCUCUGGAGGGAGAUUCGUGCGAGAAAACUUCGAUUAACGAACUAGCAAAUGAUAACCUCAAUACCUUAGCUUUAGUUUCAGAAUUACUAAAAGGUAAUCGUACGACGUGUAAGGAUAGUGAUAUAAUGAGUAGUGCCCCCUUACAUAUGGGCGACCAAAAAGAUAAAAUGGGUCUACGAAAAGCUGGUAUAGAUAUUGUAUCUGCGAUGAUAAAAGAGAAAACUUCGGCGAGCGACGAUGAUCAGUUGAAUAAUUUCGAAACUGGGGACGGUACUGCCUGUGCGGAAAUCGGUCAGGACGAGUUCAUGCAAGUAAUUAAGUGUAUAGAAUCGAACAGUGAUAAGUUGGGGGCAUCUGCUAGUGAUCUUACUUCUGAAACGGAUUCUGUGUUUCCACUAUCAACGGACUUGACAAGUAAUUUAACAUCAUUUGAAAAGGAGCUUCUUAACGACGUUGAUGUGAUGAGUAUCAGCAUUGAAGAGCAAUUAACUGAUACAAAAGAGACCGGUGCGAAGGAGUUGUUAGCGAAUUUACAGAAAAAGCAUACCACCCUUCAAAGGAAGUUGGAAUACACCUUGAGAAGGUUGCGAAAAUUGCAGGCGAAACAAAUUGGACAGCAUGCCAGCGAGGAGAUCGCCGGUGUGUUCGAACACGUCCAUCGAACUAUGCGACGUAAGGAUAGUCCCCCGGGCGCCGGCGAGAUUUCGGAGAAAUUGAAACCUAUUUCGUUAAUGUCCGCCAAAAAUAUAAUAAAAAAGUUGGAGGUGUCGACAUCUCUUCAAGCGAAUGCGUUGGGACGACGGCACAUGUCUAGGUAUUUUGGUGCGGGUUCGGUCGAACCAAAUUCCUUCCGUACCGGUGUUGUCGGUGCGCUUGUGGUGCCUCAAUGGACUCCCGAACAUAAACUUGACAUGCAAAGAGUGACCGGGCAUUUGUGUGCGGAGGUGAAUUUGUUACAAAACGAACUCGAUUCGGAAGCUACCUUAAGCAGUUCGGGUGGGGAAAGCUCGGACGAGAUGCAGCCAUAUAGCAACCCACAUCAACAGUACCUUGCGAUACAAAAAAGAGCAGUAUGGAGGUUUGCAGUGGAGAGAGCGGCAAUUGCGUAUCGAUGGGAGUGGUUACACGCUCAAAUUACGGAGUUGGAAUAUCGUAUUCGACAGUACAGCGAUUUGCACAAGCAAAUUCGUUUGAACAAAGGCUCCGUAGUAUUAGGCGGCACCAGCCCCCCGCAUACUCCAUCGCUAUCGCCCACCGUUGUAAACGGCUAUCGUGGUCAACUACCGGGCGCCUCGCCGCUGUCUGUGAAAUCUCUUGAAACUGUCAAUGGAGCAGUCUCGUCAAACGAGCCGACAUCCUCCAGGUGUCGUCCUGUGGUUGGUUUUCGUAAGAGAAAAGUCUAUCAAACCCACGGUCUGCACGUCGUUUCAAGAAAAGCGGCAAGAUCGUCGACCAUACGGUGCGGGUGUGUGCCACCGUGUUCACAAUGUGGGUUGUGUACUGGCCGAACAGAUCCCACAUAUCCGAGAGAUAUUACUGAUCACCUUAGUAAAUCGGAACGAAUAUCAUUACUAGAUCCGUCAUUUCAUCCAGUGUUUUCAUUACCGGAAGAUGCAUCCACAGCAAUUCAUCUUGAAGCAAUAAUGAAAACUUCCGAAUGGCAACACAGAAGUACAAGGCCUAAUGUGAAAUCCGUGAAAUUUAUUUCAAAAGGCGAUCGAUCUGAAAAGCCAAAUGUUCCAUUAGAUCAUCAACCAAAGAGAUUACCUGACCAACGACGUAAAUAUAAUAGACUAAUUAAAUCCAGUACCAUGAAUGCACUUUCGAAUAAAAUUAAGAGUAAAUUACGGGGACGUAAACCAAAUCUACAUUCUUUUACAAGACUAAAAAGAAAGAGACAUUCGAACAAAUUAAGUUUGCCCCAUCUGCCGUCAUCUGCGCUUGAGAGUAGUAAUGAUGAAAUAGAUCAGAUUGGAAAUACGUCUAGUAGUUAUAAGUUAGAUUCUCGAAGUUCCUCACCUUUACUUUCGACACAGCCCGUUGGUAGUUAUAAACGUGGAAGUCGUGUCAGCUCAUACGACAUAGAUAACAUUGUAAUACCGUACAGUGUGGCUGCUUCGACGAGGGUGGAGAAGUUGCAGUAUAAAGAAAUUUUGACACCCAAAUGGAGAAUUAUUGACCCUGAAUUUGCUACAAAAUAUUUCAAUAAGAACAAUGGAUUGGUUAGGGAACCUGAUCAGGAUAGUGAUACUGAGGACUUCUCAGAAGAGGCGGUGAUGGUUAGGCACGACAAAUGCGAAUAUGAUGAAAAAAAGAAAUUUUUAAGUUACUUAAAGUUUCCUUACGGUUCUGCUAGAGCACGUGCACAUAAAAGAACGGACAGUCGCGCCGAAUCUAGCGGCUGUAACACGCCCGAUCCAAUGUCACCUCAUAUGGGCGGAGAAGCUAUAGAAAAUACAACGUCGCCGUUAACAUCUCCACCUGCCACACCUCUAUCCAUGAAUGUCGAAGAUAGUUCUUCAUUGCCAUCAAUUAGUGCAUUACGUAGGCGUACAAUCUCAGUGUCGCGUGGUAAAGAUAAAGAUAAUACGAUGAGGGAAGAAUAUUGUUCCGCAUCACCAGAGCACGUCGAAGUUAUUCCGUACGAACAGAGAGUUUUCCCGCUUAGUGACGACACUUAUGACAAAAUGUUAAAGUUGAUGCCCGAACACCAUCAAUUUAAAACAAAUAUUAGAGCGCAAGAUUAUAGCAGUCCUACAAAUUACUUAAAUGAAGCUCCAGAUUCUCCGAAUAGUGAAUCAACCGAAUCUGCGUUCGGCGAUGAGGACCCAAAUGAUCCGGAAUGGAUGGACUUGGAAAUUAACAGGGAUAGUUAUAGAAGAUAAGAUUUCAACAUUGUAGUCGCUUUGUAUUAAUUUAUUUUUGGGCUGGCUCCAGCAGAUUAAGCAACUGUUACUUUUAGCUUAAUCAAAUUAAGAGACACUUAGCUUGGGAUUUUGUAUUAAAGUGCAAGUCUGUGAUGUCAUUUAGAAAUGAAGUUAUUUCAAUACUGUUGUUUUCUUUUUUUACGGUAUUGUUUGAAUUUAAUGCACCAGGAAUACAGAAUUCGAAGCUUUGCAAUCAUGAGCUUUUUGUUAAACUAUUUGAGCAAUUGAUGCAGUAUAAAAGUUUAUCCGUCAUAAAAUUGGUUACGGUAAGUAAUUAAGGAACUUUUGCUUCAUGCAAUGUUGUCCGAUAUUCUCAAUCUUUAGAACUUGCUGUACUUAAUGAUAUGUAGCUAAAAUGUAUGCAACUAAUCAGACAGGCCACGUUUUAAAAUUAUCAAUUUGGAUUACAAAAUUAUAUCUUGCGGAGUAAUACAAUUUGUUAAAUUCCAUUAUUCCUUAUCUCUCUCUGCUUUGGACACCAUUUCGUUAAGUUAUUUAAACCUUUGAAGGAGUCAUUUACUAUACGUCUUGACCUUCUGCAUUUUUGUGGACUAAGUUUUUGAUAAACUUUAUUGUUUCUCUUUGUAAAUAUAUAUUUAGUUUAAUUUAAAAAAGUACCUACACUGUAUUUAAUUAUUUGUAUAUUGACAAUUUUAUUACGCGUGUAAGAAGAUUCAUUUUGUAUAUGUAUUUAUGUGCAUAAGGUAGGCUAACUGAUCUGAUGCACAUUUCAAAUAAAUUCUAUAAAAUUGUUAUCAGAUAUUUUCAAUAACUUAAUGUACUCUUUAUAAGAGUGUAGACUGUAACGUUGUAUAAAUUAAAAUAAUUAAAGGUAUUGUAGCAAGUUGUGUACUGAAGACAUCAUGCUGGUUUUUUAAAAUAUUCCCAUCUCGACAGCCGUACAUGCCUUAAACUACUGUGUAACUAUUUUGUAGUAAACAAAAAAAUGUAUCCUUUGUAAAGUAUUAAAGUUCCACUUAUCCAAAGAGA